Molecule: messenger RNA, 6648 nt
Organism: Melanotaenia boesemani (Boeseman's rainbowfish)
Lineage: Eukaryota; Metazoa; Chordata; Actinopteri; Atheriniformes; Melanotaeniidae
Gene: ctnnd2b
Product: catenin (cadherin-associated protein), delta 2b
Exons: 25
Coding region: 284-3934 (1216 amino acids)
Biological process (GO): dendritic spine morphogenesis; cell-cell adhesion; cell-cell junction assembly
Cellular component (GO): plasma membrane; adherens junction; nucleus
Molecular function (GO): cadherin binding
Source: RefSeq, a predicted model, not a curated record
GCACCUCUGCCGCUCUCCUUGCCUCCUCUCCUGUGCGCAGUGCUCCGGCCCGGCCGCUCCUUCCUUCUUUCCUCGUUUCCUCCCCACAGCUGGCUCUCCUCUCUCUUGGAUGCUGGCUUUCCUUUCCUCACACAACCGAGUAGGAGCAAAUACUUCAGCGGGUGGAAUGACUGACUACCAGUUUUGCAUGGUCUAAAUUUCGGGAAAUUCGCACGUCGGAAAGGAGGAGAGUCAAGAGGGAAGAAGGCUCUCCAUCCCCCGGGGGAAUCUAUUUUACAGAGGUAUGCCAGUACCUGAGGUGGCGUCUGACAUUGCAAGCGCCGCCGCCAUGUUGAGCCCCGUCCUCAAUGCCUCCAACGGAGACGGCUCGGAGUCUGAAACCACCUCUGCCAUCCUUGCCUCCGUCAAGGAACAGGAGUUGCAGUUCGAACGUCUGACCAGGGAGCUGGAAGCCGAACGACAGAUUGUUGCCAGUCAGCUGGAGAGAUGCAAGCUUGGUUCUGAGACUGGAAGCAUGACUAGCAUCAGCUCAGCAGAGGAAAAGUUUCGUUGGAAUAACCAAGAUGGACAGAAGGACAUAGAGGAGGAGCUGACGACAGGCCUGGAGCUGGUGGACUCGUGCAUUAGGUCGCUCCAGGAAUCGGGCAUCUUGGAUUCGCAGGACACUUCUACAGGCGACAGACAAGGACUGCUGUCCCAAAGCGCUUUGCAGCUCAACAGUCAGGAUGCCUAUGCAGCAGCUGGUUACCAUAGUAACCAAGGGCUGGCACUUGGGGAAACAGCCUCAGCCCGUAGUGGGCAGAUCGGAGGGGCAGUUCACAGCUACAACCAGGUGACAUCAAGCCGUGCCGCUGCCCAUUUGGUGGGCACAGACUCUCCCUCUCAGUCCCAGAGAGACUCAUUUGCCCAGCAGGCCCUUGGCAGCGCCUUUCACAUGCCUACAGAGGGUGGAUCUACACCCGUUGGACCACCCAUGUAUUACUCCUGUGCCACUUUGCCUGCACAGCGUGUGAGCUCUCCUCUGCAGGCAGUGGGAUCUCCUACUAAGCUGCAGCGCCUGGGAUCAGCCUCCGCCGACAUGCCCAGCUACGCCACGCUACAAAGAGUGUCCUCACCCAAACAGUCACCCAGCCGACUCGCCAAAUCCUACAGCACCUCAUCGCCCAUUAACAUGGUAGCAUCAGGUGGCCCUGGUUCCUCCUCUCCUCUCCCCAUGGCUGCCUCCCCCGGGGGAAACCACUCCUCGUCGCCCAUCCACCAGCUCAGCUCGGCAGUGGGGAGCUAUGCCACCUUGUCGCCCACCAAGCGCAUGCUGCAUCACAUCGGAGCAGACACCUAUAAGAUCUCUCAUGAGCUUUACGCCAACGCAACCCUGCAAAGGCCUGGUAGCCUGGCAGGUAGAGGUUCCAGAGGUUCCUACAGCAGCCAGCACAGUCACCUGGGCUCUGAACUGCGACCCCUUCAGUCUCCAGAACACCACAUCGACCCCAUCUAUGAGGACCGCAUCUACACCAAACCCAACCUUAGAGGACAAGCCCCGUCUUCCCCCGGUGUUGAUCCAAUCCCCUUGCAGCGAACAGGGAGCCAGAGCGCAGCCGGCACCUUUCAGAGAGGUAGCUUCACAACAGGAGGCGGAGCUGCUGACUAUGCCAAUCCAUACCGCACUCUGCAGUUCUGCCCAUCCACCGAGUCGCCUUACAGCAAGUCAGGCCCUGCCCUUCCUCCUGAAGUUGCUCUGGGCCGGUCCCCAUCAGUGGACAGCAUUCAGAAGGAUCCAAGGUACGACCCCGAAUUCCUUGUGUGGAAUCAAAAUCAAGCCGAGCAAAGAAUGACAAAGGAGUUCGGCUGGAGGGAUCCAGAGCUGCCAGAGGUGAUCCAGAUGUUACAGCAUCAGUUUCCAUCAGUACAGUCUAACGCUGCUGCUUACCUCCAGCACCUCUGCUUUGGAGACAACAAGAUCAAAUCUGAGAUUCGACGGCAGGGUGGAAUCCAGCUGCUGGUGGACCUGUUGGACCACCGGAUGACAGAUGUGCACCGCAGCGCCUGCGGAGCCUUGAGGAACCUGGUGUACGGCAAAGCCAACGAUGACAACAAAAUCGCCCUGAAGAACUGCGGAGGUAUACCCGCUUUGGUCCGACUGCUACGGAAGACCACAGACGUGGAGAUCAGAGAGCUGCUCACAGGUGUUUUGUGGAAUCUGUCGUCAUGUGAUGCCCUGAAGAUGCCCAUCAUCCAGGAUGCCCUGGCUGUGCUGACCAACGCUGUGAUCAUCCCACACUCAGGCUGGGACACCUCCCCACACACACAGGAGGACCGCAAGCUGCACCUACAUUCCUCCCAGGUCCUCCGCAACGCCACAGGCUGUCUCAGGAACGUGAGUUCUGCAGGCGAGGAAGCCCGGAGGAGGAUGAGGGAGUGUGAGGGCCUAACGGACGCCCUGCUCUACGUCAUCCAGACCGCUCUGGGGAGCAGCGAGAUUGACAGCAAGACCGUCGAAAACUGUGUGUGCAUCCUGAGGAACUUGUCGUACCGUUUAGCUGCAGAGACAUCUCACAGCCAGCAGGGGGGGUCUGAGGAGUUGGACGGUUUGUUGUGCGACACUGGCGGCAAGGAUGCAGAGAGUUCUGGGUGCUGGGGCAAGAAAAAGAAGAAAAAGAAGGGGCAUGACCAGUGGGAUGGUGUGGGCCCAUUUCCAGACUUGGCGGAGCCCCCGAAAGGCAUCCAGAUGUUAUGGCACCCCACUAUCGUCAAGCCCUACCUCACACUGCUGUCUGAGUGUUCCAACCCAGACACCCUGGAGGGAGCAGCUGGGGCUCUGCAGAACCUAGCUGCUGGCAGCUGGAAGUGGUCCGUUUAUAUCCGAGCUGCGGUGCGCAAAGAGAAAGGUCUUCCUAUCCUGGUGGAGUUACUGAGGAUAGACAACGAUCGGGUGGUCUGCGCUGUGGCUACAGCCCUGAGAAACAUGGCCCUGGACAUCAGGAACAAGGAGCUCAUCGGUAAAUACGCCAUGAGGGACUUAGUACACCGUUUACCCGGUGGUAGCAACAACAACAACACCAGCAGCGGGGGAGGAAGCACCAACAGCAGCGGUCUGGUAGGGAAGACCAUGUCUGACGACACCAUCACAGCUAUCUGCUGCGCUCUGCAUGAGGUCAUCACCAAGAACAUGGAGAACACCAAAGCCCUGAGGGACGCCGGCGGCAUUGAGAAGCUGAUCAGCAUCGCCCGCAGCAAGGGAGACAAAAUUCCCAGACAUAGUCCUAAAGUGGUGAAAGCAGCAUCUCAGGUGCUGAACAGCAUGUGGCAGUACAGAGACCUACGCAGCCUUUAUAAAAAGGAUGGUUACUCUCAGUACCAUUUUGUCGGCUCCUCCUCCACAAUAGAGCGAGACAGACAGCGACCUUAUUCUUCCUCUCGUACACCGUCCAUCUCUCCGGUACGGACUUCACCUAACAAUCGAUCAGCAAGUGCUCCCGCGUCCCCCAGGGAGAUGAUGGCACUGAAGGAGAGGAAGACAGACUACGAUUCAACUGGCAAUGCUAGUUACCAUGGCAACAAGGGCGAGCACACAUCCCGAAAGGACGCCAUGACAGGUCAAAUCUCUGGUGGUUCUUCAACACUACACAGAGGAGCAUACGUCUCCCCCACUGAUGAUCUAAAGUAUAAUCAGGUCUCUUCUCAAGGCUUGCCAUCAGAGCCUUACCCCCCUUUCCAAAAUCCUCCCCCACCAGAUAGCGGCAACUAUGAGGACCAGGCCUUCUAUGAGAACCAGGUUCAUGCAGGAGGGCGGCCCCCACAGGGUGAACUCAACAUGCAUCUGCAGGGCCUCAAGUCCACCGGCAACUAUGUAGACUUCUACUCAGCCUCGCGGCCCUACAGUGAGCUAAACUAUGAGACCAGCCACUAUCCAGCCUCACCAGACUCUUGGGUCUGAAGCCAGAUGAGGGUGGAGGAGGAGGAUAGGAUGAAUGAUGGAAUACAGAAUGAUGAAGAAGUUAGUUUUUCUGAGAGACGUUUCUCCUCCCUCCUCAUCCUCCCCUGUAGUUCCUGAGUAGCAUUAUAGAUAGCAAGAUGAAGGAGGGGGAGGAAGGAGCACAACAAGAUAGACUUGAGGAGAGGACCUUAUACUUCUUUCAGAGACGUCUGAGGGACAUGGGAGAGGGAACAAAAGAAGACCAGAAGCAACCGGAGGAGCUGCCACGCAUGUGCAUGCACACCACCACCCAAACUGACAGACACAUUUUCUUUCUGUGUUAAGUUUGUGAUUAGCAACUGGAAGAGAGGGCCCUGCAGGCAGAAAGGCCCCCUUAGGGCUCUUGAAGGUUUUUGGAUACAGAAAGUAAAAAGAAAAGAUGGCUUUGACAGGGCUGGGUACGUGAAGGAAAUGCAUUAAUCAUGCAUUGGAAUUAAAAGGGACAAUGAAAGAGAAAAAAAUGGAUGAGUGGACUAGGAUGGGAGGUUUUGCAAUGCAAACCAAACGUUUCAGAUACCUGAGUGCAACCUGUAAAUAUGUGGUAUAGAAACAUGGCUUGUAGUAAUGUCAAGCACAAGAAGCAGAGCUGUAGGACACGUAGGUCUGUCACACAAACUUUGGUUUCUCUCAUGGCUUCGGCGGGACGUAUCCUCUGGGCGAAGAAUGCCUCUGGACAUUUGUAAAAGUUUUCUUUUUGUUGUUGUUGUUGCUCUUUUUCUUUUGUUGUGUUUCUACUUUUUUAAUUCUGGUUGUAUAGUAUUUGAUGUACACUGUACAUUUACGGAGAUGCAUUGUGUACUGUACAUUGCACUAUUUUCUGUGUCAUGUCAGGCCUUUCGCCACUGAGUCAGCCUCACCUCCUCACUAACUAUCCCCUCCACACACACAAUAACUGUAAGACUCACAUCAUGGAUGUCGACGUGUUAUUAAUGUGAAACACUAGAUAUGAAUUGCUAGGUCACGGUGCUCCUUUCACUGCCCUACAAAUAGCAGACAAUAUAGCUGAAAAGAGGUUAAAUUAAGUUGAACAGCUUCUUCUACUCUGCCAGAUUUUCUUUUCUUUCAAGGCUAAGCUUUGGUGUUUUGGCACCUAUCUUUCCACAUUAACAUUAAGUCCUUUCUUUUUUUUUUGUUCCUGUGUCCCUUCCUUCGAGGGCUCCUGUCCCUCAUUGUGUAUAUAACCGUGCCAAACAAGCGUUACUUCCCCCCCUUAGCUAAAGGGGGAGAGGGGGUGUUAAGGGUGCGUUAAAGGGUCCAAGUUAAGCUGAAGGGUUUCAGCUGAACAGCAGUUCUAAAGAUGCCAGUUUGUAAAUGCUUUGGUUUUUCUAAAACUGUGUUUUACUGAGAUGAGAACUGUCUAACUGACAGCAGGAAGAAAAACAAACAAAAAAUAGGAAAAAAAAAAAAACCCACAAAGGGAUUGGAUAGAGCCUCACUUUACUGAAAAUUGUAGAAAAUUCUAAGUUGAUUUCUGUGUUGUAAAAUAAUCAAUGUUUGAAGUACCAAAAAAUACCCAAAAAAAAAGUAAAAAAAAAAAAAAAAAAAUGUUUUCUGAGAGAUGGGAGGCAGUUCUAACUUCAUGGUAGACAAAUCUGUUAAUAGAGUACGGAUAUAUAUUAUAUAAAUAUAAAUAUAUACUUUUUAUGUGCAGAUGUGGAUGUCACUUAUAGCAGCAACAUUAUGGGGAAAAGACUUGUAAAAAGAAAAAAAAAAAGAUAAACAGCUACAUGUAGGAAUUUUUGUUCAAUUCUUAUUUUCUGGUUAACACACUAAAAUGUCAACUUUGUGUAGUAAUGUUGUUGCAAUGUGGAGUAGAGUAGACCAGGGACCAGGGAUCUACGUUGUCACCGAAGCAGUUCAAAAUCCUGAAACAUCCGUGAGAAGUAUUUCCAACAUGUCUGUAUUUCAACUGUGCACAAAAUGUCUGCUCCACCAUCCCCGCCUGCUCCACUGAUAACAAACCACAGAUUGUCAGGUGCGAGUUUGAUGUUUUACACAUGCACGCACACCCCAACACACACGUACACACACACACAUACACACCUUCUAUCUGAUCAGUUCUCAUUGUGUCAAGUAGCAAAAGCUGCACCCAUGAAUGCAUGAGUAUUUUGUCAUAAAGUGAGAAAGGCUGAGUUAUAAAAGGUGACAACAGACCCCGGCUCUUCCUACCCACUGCUGUUUAGUCCUAGAGGUUACCUUCCGAUGCGACUCAUAAUGCAACUGUUCCUCACAAACACACUGGAUGAAAAGCAGGUGUGCUGUAUCUGUAAGUAAGCAUCUGGAAACUGACAACGUUAUGUAUGUCUUUGUGAUCCUUAGGCAGAAAACCUGACUUUUAAGACCUGUAUGGAGAUAUAACGUCGGUGCCCUUUUUGUUGCUAGACCAAAUGUGUUUUCAAAAGAGAAUUGUGAAUCUUUCUAUUGCCUCAAACAGAUUGCAACUGCUCUAAAGAAUAUAAACAGACCAUCAAAGAACCUCUCAUUUCUUGAGUAGUUUGUUCUUGUGUACAGAAAAAAUGGUCCUAGUUGUUUAUAGUGGGUUUGAAAUGGGUCAUUUCCAGAGCGUCCAAAGCCUAUCCCUGCAGGGGAAGCUGCUUUAGGCCAGGUUUUAAGACACAGAGAGAGUUUCAACAAAUGUAACAGAGUUUGUAUUAAAAUGCUGACACUGAAUUUGA